AUGGCUAAACUCUGCUUUCUUUUUCUUUUCUCAUUCCAGGUUUGGUUACAACUUGCUAUCUCCCACACAAUAGUCAAGUUUCUUCCUGGGUUUCAGGGGCCCCUUCCCUUCCACCUUGAAACCGGAUAUGUUGGUGUUGAUGAAGCAGAGGAUCUGCAGCUCUUCUACUACUUCAUCAAGUCCCAGAGGAAUUCUAAAGAGGACCCUCUUUUGCUUUGGCUAACUGGUGGCCCUGGUUGCUCUUCUUUUACCGCUCUUGCUUUUGAAAAUGGUCCAAUCAAUUUUGAGGCAAAGGAAUACAAUGGGAGCUUACCUACAUUGGUCUUGAAUCCUUACUCAUGGACACAGGUUUCCAGCAUGAUAUUUUUAGAUUUGCCUGUUCCCACUGGGUUCUCCUAUGCAAGAUCUCCGGUUGAUUUUCAGAGAAGCGACUUUAAACAAGUUUCGCAAGCUGUCCAAUUUCUUCGAAAGUGGCUCAUGGAUCAUCAAGAUUUCCUCUCAAAUCCAGUCUACAUUGCCGGUGACUCCUACUCCGGCAUGAUCGUCCCAGCUGUUGUUCAAAAGAUUUCUAAUGGGAACAAUGAGGGUAUCAAACCACUGAUAAAUCUCAAGGGAUACAUACUUGGGAACCCUAGUACUGAUUCGACUUUUGAUGCUAACUCAAACAUUCCAUUUGCUCAUGGAAUGGGACUUAUUUCUGAUGAACUCUACGAGUCAUUGAAGAAAAGUUGUCGAGGAGAAUAUCAAAUGAUAGGCCCGAACAAUACAGAGUGUUUGAAAAGUGUAGAUGCUUUUGAUAAGUGCAUUUCAGAUCUUGACAGGUCACAUAUUUUGGAACGCAAGUGUCCUCUUGUUCCCCCACGCCCAACAGAAUUGGGCAAAAGAAGAUAUCUCAAUGAGAACUCUCAAGAAUUCCUCCAUUUUGAAUCUGAUCUUCCUACAAUUGGAUGUCACGAUUAUGUACAACUCCUUGCUACUUAUUGGGCCAAUGACGAUAAUGUCCGGAAAGCACUCCAUGUGCGAAAGGGAAGUAUAGGGGAGUGGCAGCGAUGCGAUUAUAAAUUUCCUUACACUUAUGAAAUUCAAAGCAGCAUUAAGUAUCAUACAGACCUUGGGAUAAAAGGUUAUCGCAGAUUAAUCUACAGUGGCGAUCAUGACAUGAUCAUACCAUUCUUGGGAACUCAAGCAUGGAUUAGAUCUUUAAACUACUCUAUUGUUGAUGACUGGCGUCCAUGGCACUUUCAAGGUCAAGUUGCAGGGGUGGAGGCCACACAGCUCCCGAGCACAAGCCUGCCGAAUGUUUUGGCAUGUUCAAAAGGUGGAUAA
Dovyalis caffra is the source of this 1326-nucleotide messenger RNA. Lineage: Eukaryota; Viridiplantae; Streptophyta; Magnoliopsida; Malpighiales; Salicaceae. The record is from the annotation of a GenBank genome assembly.